AUGAGUCGGAUAUUUCAGCAGAAUCGUGCACUUGGAUAUGUGUCAAAUCAAGUUCCAGCAACAGUUCGAUAUGUAACUGGACGAAAAGAGAAUUUAGUGACAACAUGCGUUGGAAAAUCAUUCCAAACAUUUAAUUGUACACAUUUUCGACUUUUAACAGUGUCUGGAUUACAUCCAGAGGAAAUAACAUGUCUAGCUAGUGACAAAUUCUUGAUUUAUUCAGCAAGUGGAACAAUUAUUUAUGGAUGGAGACGUGGAAAUGAGAUUAAACACAGAUAUGUUGGACAUAAAUCAAAAGUAACUCAUAUUCUACCUUUUGGAAAUCAUAUAAUAUCCGUAGAUGAGGAUAGCUUAUUGAAAGUAUGGGAUAAAAAAAGUGAAUGUCUUCAUACUGAGAUUCCAUUCCAAAAUGAAUCAUUUAAAAUUACAGCAAUAAUGCAUCCACAUACUUACGUCAAUAAAAUCCUAUUAGGAAGUGAACAAGGAACAUUACAGCUAUGGAAUGUUCGUCAUGGAAAGCUGAUUUAUACAUUCAGUGGAUUUUCAAGCAAAAUAACAGUUAUUGAGCAAUCUCCAGCUAUUGAUGUUGUUGCUUGUGGAAUGUCAAAUGGUCAAAUUGCUUUAAUUAAUUUAAAAGUUGAUAAGAUUCUCAUGGAAUUUACACAAGAAUGGGGAAUGGUCACAGGAAUUGCAUUCAGAACAGACGGUCCAACAAUGAUGGCAACAUCCAGCAUCAAUGGACAAAUUGCAUUUUGGGAUUUAGAGGAAAAGAAGAUUGUCAGCACUUUAUUAGCUCAUCACGAUAGUGUCAGUACACUCAAAUUCCUUCCAAAUGAGCCACUCUUAUUAACAACAUCAAUAGAUAAUUCAUUAAAGUUAUGGAUCUUUGACAAACUUGAUGGAACCCCAAGAAUGUUGCGUUACAGAGAAGGACAUUCAUCUCCACCACUUUGUAUUCGCUAUCAUGGCUCUAAAGGCGAUAGUAUAUUGUCGUCUGGCGAGGAUUCAUCAUUAAGAAUAUUCAGUACAAUAUCUGAGACACUUAAUGUUAGUCUUGGAAGGGCCAGCUACAACAGAAAGGCUUCUAAGAAAAUGAAUAAAUUGAGUGAUGAUCACCUAUUAAUGCCUCCAAUAACAAGCUUCACGUCUGAAAUGACAAGAGAGAAGCAUUGGGAUAGUAUUGUGGCUAUUCAUAAUAAUUUAGUUGAGGCAACAACUUGGUCAUUUGAUAAGAGAAAAAUGGGAGACUUAAAGCUUAUGCCAGAAAGAUUUAAGAAGACGAAAAGAAGUGAUUUCAAGACUUUUGCAACAUGCUUGACUAUGACUCAUUGUGGAAAUUUUGUCCUCAUUGGAUACUCGUCUGGAGAUAUUGAGCGAUAUAAUAUGCAGUCAGGAAUUCAUCGAGCAACUUAUGGGAAUCCAGCACAUAACAAUGACGUCCGUGGUAUUUAUGUGGAUAAUUUAAAUCAAUGUGUAAUCAGUGCUGGAGUUGAUACAAAAUUAAAAUUCUGGAAUUUCAAGACAAAAGAAGCAAAAGAUGCUUUUGGAGAAAUUAAGCUUCAAGACAGCAUUUUAUUUGUCAGAGGACAUCGCGAAAGUUCCAUGCUUUGUGUUGUUCUUGAAGAAUUUACAGUCCUUAUUAUUGACUACGACACAAAGACUAUUGUGAGAAAAUUCAUAGGACAUUCAGCUCCAAUUACUGAUGCAUGCUUUAGUCCAGAUAGUCGAUGGUUAAUUACAUCCAGUAUGGAUUGUACGAUAAAAAUUUGGGAUAUUCCAUCAUCAUAUUUAAUUGAUCAAUUUAAAAUGUCACAGCCUUGCAUUUCACUGUCAAUGUCACCGACGGGAGACUUCCUAGCUACAGCACAUGUUGAUUUCCUUGGUGUCUAUCUUUGGGCUAAUAAGACUCUUUAUGAACACAUCUCAUUAAAAUCAAUUAAUCCUGAAAAUGAAGCUCCAUCCGUUGAAUUACCAAAUAUGCUUCAAUUUGAGCAUAAAUAUGACAUUGUUGAUGCCAUGAAUCUUAUUAAAAUUGAGCCAGAAGCUGAGGAUGACGAAGGAGAAUACAUUAAUUUAGAAUAUAAAAGUCCAUGUCAAAUUGAUGAUGAUUUAAUUACAAUGUCAAGCUUAUCAGAAGCAAAAUGGAAGAACUUGCUCGAUUUGGAUAUUAUCAAGAAGAGAAAUAGACCAAAAGAGGCACCAAAGAAGCCUAAACAAGCUCCUUUUUUCCUUCCAACUGUUGCUGGAUUAGAAAUGGCCUUCAAUGUGAAUGGAAUCGUGCAGGAUGAUGACAGCACCAAGCUUAAAACCGUCUCUAAUGUAGAGAAUCUUACAGCAUUCGGAAUUGUCCUCAAGAAGUCAUCAGAAUCAAAUGACUACAUAAAUUCAAUUAAUCACUUUGUGACUCUUAAUCCAUCAAUGAUUGACUAUGAAAUUCGUUCAUUAGCUCCACUUAGUGGUGGAUCAAUUAAUCUUAUGGACAAAUUCCUUAAAAUGAUUAUUGAAAUGUUCAACAGCAAUCUGAAUUUCGAAUUAGCUCAAUCAUAUCUUGCAUUAUUUUUAAAAGCACACGAAGAAAUUAUUUCUGGAAGUAAAACUUUAAUUAAAACAUUGGAUGAAGUGGAAGUAGCUCAGAACAAGCGCUGGUCAACGCUUGAAGAACAACUUUUGUACAGCAUUGGAGUUGUUAGUAAUUUAAGAAAUUAUUGUUAA
Chironomus riparius is the source of this 2712-nucleotide messenger RNA. The record is from the annotation of a GenBank genome assembly. NCBI's taxonomy places the organism in Eukaryota, Metazoa, Arthropoda, Insecta, Diptera, Chironomidae.